Messenger RNA from Rangifer tarandus platyrhynchus (Svalbard reindeer), 2571 nucleotides. Lineage: Eukaryota; Metazoa; Chordata; Mammalia; Artiodactyla; Cervidae. The record is from the annotation of a GenBank genome assembly.
AUGGCGGCGGCGGCGGCACUGAGGGAUCAGCCUCAGAAGUGCAGUGUGACCUUUGAGGAUGUGGCUGUGUACUUCUCCUGGGAGGAAUGGAGACUCCUUGAUGAGGCCCAGAGAAGCGUGUACCUCGAUGUGAUGCUGGAGAACUAUGCACUUAUAUCCUCGCUGGGUUGCUGCUGUGGAACAGAGAAUGCAGAGGCACCUUCUGAACAGAUCACUUCUCUAGGAGUAUCACAGGCUAGGACUCCAAAGGCAGCUUUGUCUUCCCAGAAGAUGCACCCCUGUGAGACUUGUGGUGCAGUCUUGAAAAAAGUUUUCCACUUGUGUGACCACCAGGAAACACAACACACCCAGAAACUGUUGAGGUGUGGAGCAUGUGUGAAACAGUUUUGUUUUAGUGCAAAUUUUCAGCACCGCCAGGAAUGGCACAUGGGAGAGAAAAUCCUCAGAAGUAGUGUGGAUGAGGCCAAGUUUUUCAAGAGCUGCAGAUUCCUUGUGUUACAGAAGCCAUUUACCUGCAGGGAGCUUGAAAAGGACUUUCCGACCAUUGUGGGACACCUGCAGCAACAGACCACUCAUACUGUGGAGAAGCCAAAUAUAGGCACCCAAUGUGAGUCAACUUUACAGAGCAGAAGUCAUCACACCUCAGGAGAAUGCAAGAAAGCCCUCAGCCCCAAACACACACUUGUUCAGGAUCAGAGUGUCCAUACUGGAAUACCUUGUUUUGUGUGCAGCGAAUGUGGGAAAGCAUUCAGCCAUAGGUCAAGAGUUCAUUCUGGAGAAAGGCCUCAUGAGUGCAGUGAAUGUGGGAAAUCUUUUAUCACUCGUACUGCUCUCCGUUAUCAUCACAGAGUUCACACUGGAGAAAGGCCUUACGAGUGUAGUGAAUGUGGGAAAUCUUUUACCCGAAAAAAUAACCUAAUUAUACAUGUAAGAGUUCAUUCAGGAGAAAGGCCUUAUGAAUGUAGUGAAUGUGGGAAAUCUUUUACUUUUAGCUCUAGCCUUCGUUAUCAUCACAGAGUCCACACUGGAGAAAGACCAUAUGAGUGCACUGAAUGUGGGAAAUCUUUUAACAAUAGCUCUGCCCUCCGUUAUCAUCAGAGAAUUCACACAGGAGAAAGGCCUUAUGAGUGCAAUGAAUGUGGGAAAUCUUUUAUCUCUAAGUCUGACCUCCAUUAUCAUCAGAGGGUUCAUUCUGGAGAAAGGCCUUAUGAGUGUAGUGAAUGUGGGAAAUCCUUUAUCCGAAGGAAUAACCUGCUUUUACACCAGAGAGUUCACACAGGAGAAAGGCCUUACAAGUGUAGUGAAUGCGGGAAAUCUUUUAACAAUAGAUGGACACUUAUUCAACACCAGAGAGUUCAUACAGGAGAAAAGCCUUAUGUGUGCAGUGAAUGUGGGAAAUCUUUUACCUCCAGCUCUACAUUAUGUUAUCAUCAGAGAGUUCAUGCAGGAAAAAGGCCUUAUGAGUGCAGUGAAUGUGGGAAAUCUUUUACCUCUAGUUCUACCCUCCGUUAUCAUCAGAGAGUUCACACAGGAGAAAGACCUUAUGAGUGCAGUGAGUGUGGGAAAUCUUUUACUUUUAGUGCCAGCCUCCGUUAUCAUCACAGAGUGCACACUGGAGAAAGGCCUUAUGAGUGCAAUGAAUGUGGGAAAUCCUUUAAGGAUAGAUCGCAAUUCAAUAAACACCGGAGAGCUCACACUGGAGAAAGACCUUAUGAGGGAGAAAAGCCUUAUCAGUGCAAUGAAUGUGGGAAGUCCUUUACCAAUAGCUCUAUACUGAUUCGACACCAGAGAGUUCACACAGGAGAGAGACCUUAUGUGCCUUAUGAGUGCAGUGAAUGUGGGAAAUCUUUUAUCUCUAGCUCCAAACUCCGUUAUCAUCAGAGAGUUCACACAGGAGAAAGGCCUUACGUGUGCAGUGAAUGUGGGAAAUCUUUUAGAGACAGUUCCCAGUUUAGUCAACACCGGAGAGGUCACACUGGGGAAAGACCUUAUGAGUGUAGAGAAUGUGGGAAAUUUUUUAUGCGAAAAUCUACCCUUUCUCAACAUCAGAGAAUUCACAGUAAAGUGAGGCCUUAUGAGUGUGGCGAGUGUGGGAAAUCCUUCAGCUACAGCUCUACUCUUAUUAAACACCAGAGAGUUCACACUGGAGCCAGGCCUUAUAAGUGUGGUGAGUGCGGGAAUUCCUUUAGCCAAAGCUCCAAUCUCAUUCAACACCAGAAGAUCCACAGUGGGGCAAGGCCUUAUAAAUGCACUGAAUGUGGAAAAUCCUUCAGCUACAAAUGCAAACUUGUGCAGCACCUGCGCAUUCACACUGGAGAGAGGCCUUAUGAGUGUGGGGAAUGUGGGAAAUCCUUUAGCCACAGCUCCACCCUCAAUCAACACCAGAGAAUUCACACUGGAGCCAGACCUUACAAGUGUGAUGAGUGUGAGAAAUCCUUCAGCCAAAAGUCCAAUCUCAUUCAGCACCGGAGAGUUCACACAGGAGAAAAGCCUUAUGAGUGUGGGGAAUGUGGGAAAUCCUUUAGUCAGAGCUCCCACAUCAUUCAACACAGAAAACUGCAUACCAGAUAA